AGAAAUUCGGACUUUCAACAAUGGCAAUAAUUGUAGGAAAUCCAAGUGUUGAAGGGAAGGGUUUUAUAGCGUACUCGCUAAUGCACGAAAAGAAAAUGAAGAUGAAGAUAAGAAUAAUGGCGUUGAGACAUUUGCUAAUGUUUUCAAUUGCAUUAAAUGUUGGGCUUCUCUUCAAUAUGUACCCUAAUGCCUUGGCCAUUUUCGACUUCAACAAUACAUCUUUGAAGCUUCCUUUUUAUUCCGCGCCAAAAGCUCUUGAUCAAGUUAUUGAUCUUGAUCAUGGCGAUCCGAUGGUGUACGAGAAAUACUGGCGACAGAUGGGCGACAAAACAACGGUUGUGAUCCCGGGAUGGAAAUUCGUCAGUUAUUUUUCCAACAAGAAAAGUCUUUGCUGGUUUCUAGAGCCGGAAUUCGCCUAUGCAGUUGAUAGGUUGCACAAACUUGUCGGCAACGCCGACACGGAGGAUCACUACCUUGUCGUUGGAACGGGGUCCACUCAGCUCUUUCAAGCCGUUUUAUACGCCGCCUCUCCGCCCAAUCAAACCGAGCCAAUCAGCGUUGUCGCUUCUCCACCGUUCUACUCCUCGUAUCGGUUGAUAACUGAAUAUCUGAAGUCGGGAUUAUACGAAUGGGCUGGAAACGCAAACGAGUUCAAGAAAGAUAAGCCGUAUGUCGAAAUUGUGACAUCACCAAAUAAUCCCGAUGGUUUAUCGAGAGAAGCUGUGGUGAAUAGAAAAGGAGGAAUAGUGGUACAUGAUCUGGCUUAUUAUUGGCCGCAGUAUACUCCGAUCACUUCUGCCGCGGACCAUGACAUCAUGCUCUUUACCGUUUCUAAAUGCACGGGCCAUGCUGGCACCCGUUUGGGUUGGGCACUCGUUAAAGACGAGGAGAUUGCGAAGAAAAUGACGGAAUUCAUCAUGCUAAGCACCAUCGGCGUGUCGAAAGAAUCGCAAAUCCGUGGAGCGAAGAUCCUACAAGUCAUAGCCGAUUCGCACGAAAAACGAGACAAGUUCAAAAAAAUCGAACCGUUCUUCGAACAUAGCUACAAAUUCAUGGCAAUGAGGUGGAACGAUCUUGAAGAUGUAGUUGACCAAAACAAGCUAUUUACGCUUCCCAAUUUUGCCCCCGCAAGAAAGUGCAACUUUAGUGGCCAUAUUUUUGCACCACAACCCGCUUUCGCGUGGCUAAAGUGUGAAGGUGAAGUGGAGGAUUGCGAAGGGUUUCUUCGCAAUCACAAGAUAUUGACAAGAGGUGGCACGCAGUUUGGCUCGAGCGCGAAAUACGUUAGAGCAAGCGUUCUUUCGCGUGAUGACGUGUUCGAUCAAUUUACCGAGAGGCUGUCUAGUAUUAAUUAAUAAUUAGUAUUGUGCUGAUCUGUGUGUUAUAUAGAUUGCUGGAAUCUUCAAUCAGCAGUUCUAUGUUCUGUAAUAAAUGGUUUUAUGUGUAAUAAUGCAAUAAUAAUCAGGUUGGCAUGUAUUUAGUUCUUUUUCACUUUCUUUUCAUAUUUUUGUUUUUAAUAAUGAAAAAAUUAAUUUCAGCCCAUUAUAUAGGUGCAAUGGGUAGUAUACAUCUCAACUCUUGUGAUAUAAAUUACAAUAAGUCGUUAUUUUCGAACUAUGAGCUUAGGGUGUAAAUGAGUUGAACUGGCUCAACAAAAACCUCCAGCACAAACUCGAAAAAUAUAAUUAUCACAUUUUUUAUUGUUUGAGAUUUCAUAAGUUGGCUCGUGAACUUAUUUAUAUAAUUUUUAAAAUGAUGUAUAUUCAAAAUAUUAUAAAUAAUACUUAAAA
Erythranthe guttata (spotted monkey flower) is the source of this 1790-nucleotide messenger RNA. RefSeq names its product tryptophan aminotransferase-related protein 2-like. Gene Ontology annotation, biological process: amino acid metabolic process. Gene Ontology annotation, molecular function: transaminase activity; carbon-sulfur lyase activity. Lineage: Eukaryota; Viridiplantae; Streptophyta; Magnoliopsida; Lamiales; Phrymaceae. The record is from RefSeq and is a predicted model, not a curated record.